Messenger RNA from Dendronephthya gigantea, 822 nucleotides. Its product is annotated as protein shisa-5-like. Bases 133 to 720 code for a protein of 195 amino acids. The transcript has a single exon. Lineage: Eukaryota; Metazoa; Cnidaria; Anthozoa; Malacalcyonacea; Nephtheidae. The record is from RefSeq and is a predicted model, not a curated record.
CAUUGGUCAUUGGAAUAACACAGCAUUUUCAAACGCGUUCAAAGCACUAAGGCACACAGUGGGCACUUUACACUGUGAUUUCGUGCCAGAUUUCUCGCAUUAGCGUUUACUCUUUCAUUAUCAACCCAUGAAAUGAAAUUGUUUACAAGAUACCGAAACCUUUGGCUUGUAUAUCUGUGUUUUGUUUAUUUUGUUACGUUAGCCACAGCUUGUGACACUGAUAGCGAUUGUAAUAUUGUACGCUUCCCUCACGAUGAAGAGGAUAAAUGUUGCCAUGGAACGUGUAUUUCAAAAGAAUCAUCGUGUAUUUCUGGUGCAGCAAUAGCAGGAAUAGUUAUCGGAUGUUUAAUUAUUGGUGGAAUAGUAAUAUCAUGUUGUUUGUGUUUUUGCUGCGCUUGUGGUCCUUUCCAGAAUAGGAGUCAAGGGACUGUUAUUCGUUAUGGCGGACGUGCUACGCAAACUACAACAACAGGCGUUUCAAGUUAUCCAACGGCAAGUGUGCAGGCAGGUUAUCCGCAACCGGUAGGCGUUACUCAGUAUCCUAAUGCUACAUCUAGUGAUGAGAAAUAUCCACAACCAGGAACAUAUCCUAGCGCUGUUCAAGGCGCAUCAGCGGCCCCAUACCCUCCUCAACCAAACUCUGCGUAUCCACCAGCAGCGCCUCCUACCUACGACGAAGCGAGCAACCCACCACCAUAUAACCCAGGAUAUCCGCAGUAAUAUUAGUUUUAUUGAGAUACUGAAUGUUUUCAUUGACAAAAUGUUUCUUAGUUUGAAUAUGCGGUUUAUAUAUAAAGUUAUAAAUAUACUAUAUAUAAAUGA